Aspergillus tanneri is the source of this 405-nucleotide messenger RNA. RefSeq lists its product as uncharacterized. Gene Ontology annotation, molecular function: transmembrane transporter activity. NCBI's taxonomy places the organism in Eukaryota, Fungi, Ascomycota, Eurotiomycetes, Eurotiales, Aspergillaceae. Bases 1 to 405 code for a protein of 134 amino acids. The transcript is spliced from 3 exons. Gene Ontology annotation, biological process: transmembrane transport. The record is from RefSeq and is a predicted model, not a curated record.
AUGGCCUCUACACAGGGUUUAGCUUUCGUCGGUGCAGAAUACUACCUCCCUCUUUAUUUCCAGUCUGCGAAGGAAGCAGCCCCCUUCCACUCGGGUCUCAUGGUCGGAACCGCCGUUGUACUCCUGGGAACUGGAUUAUUUAUCGAUUUUGGCGCCGCUUCCUCGCUGGGAAAAAUUAUUGUCUACCAGAUUGUCACCGGCAUGGGGUGCGGUCUUCUGUUCUUCCCACCUCUACUAGCUCUCCAGAGUAACGUGCCUCAGGACCAGACGGCCGCUGCAACCGCGACAUUUGGCUUUAUCCGCAACAUGGCGAUGGCUAUGUCGGUCGUACUUGGGGGCGUUGUCUUCCAGAACGGCAUGGGCCAGCAGCAAUCUUCCCUCCUCGUGUCUGGACUGCCUUCAUGA